GCGGCGAGUGCGCGGCGCCGGCCCGGCCGAGAGGCGUCGUCGGCGCGACUGGAUCGCUCCUUGCCGCGGCGGCUGCCAAGGGACCGUCGCCGUCUCGUCGCCUCAGUGUCGCUGUCUGGGCCCAGCCCGCGUUGCCGCCCGCCUUACCUUCCGUCCCUGGCCGGGCCUGCGGGAUGUUCAUUUUAAAGAUUCUGUGAAGAUGAAAAGGGAUAUCUUAUGGCUUUAUGAAAUAUAAAGCAAUACUGUCUGACAUGACGGCAAAAAAUGUUGGUGUGACUUCCACAAAUGGAGACUUGAAAGGAUUUAUAGAUCAGAACCAGAGUCCAACAAAAGGUAAUAUUUCAGUAAUCACAUUGCCAGUUUCCAGUACCAACUCUCCCACUAAGAUUUUGCCAAAAACCUUGGGACCAAUCAAUGUGAAUGUUGGACCCCAAAUGAUCAUAAGCACCCCACAAAGACUGGCCAGUUCAGGGAGUGUUCUGAUCGGGAGCCCGUACACCCCCGCUCCAACCAUGGUCACACAGACCCACAUCACAGAGGCGUCUGCCUGGGGCCCAGGGGAGCGAAAACGGACUCAAGAAAUUAUAGAGUCAGAUUUUUCAGAAAGUAAGAGAAGCAAGAAAGGAGAUAAAAAUGGGAAGGGUCUGAGGCAUUUUUCAAUGAAAGUUUGUGAAAAAGUUCAACGUAAAGGAACAACUUCAUACAAUGAAGUCGCCGACGAGCUCGUAUCAGAAUUCACAAAUUCUAACAGCCACCUAGCAACAGAUUCACAGGCUUAUGAUCAGAAGAACAUUCGACGGAGAGUUUACGAUGCGCUCAACGUCCUGAUGGCAAUGAACAUCAUUUCAAAGGAGAAGAAGGAAAUCCGAUGGAUCGGCCUUCCCACAAACUCAGCUCAGGAAUGUCAGAAUCUAGAGAUAGAAAAGCAGAAGCGGAUUGAAAGGAUAAAACAGAAGCGAGCCCAACUGCAAGAACUGCUACUGCAGCAAAUAGCAUUUAAAAACUUGGUACAAAGAAAUCAGCAAAAUGAACAGCAAAAUCAAGGCCCUCCAUCUUUGACCUCCACAAUACAGCUGCCUUUCUUAAUAGUCAACACUAGCAAAAGAACAAUUAUAGACUGCAGCAUAUCAAGUGAUAAAUUUGAAUACCUCUUUAAUUUCGAUAAUACUUUUGAGAUUCAUGAUGACAGCGAGGUGCUGAAGAGAAUGGGAAUGUCCUUUGGGCUCGAAGCAGGCAAAUGCUCAGCUGAGGACCUGAGAACUGCAAAAUCACUGGUGCCAAAAGCUUUGGAAGGCUACAUCACAGAUAUGUCUGCAGGACUUUCAUGGAUAAACCAAGGGUUAAUUUCAAGUUCAGCACAAGCAGUUUCCCAUUUCGAGGCAGCUGGAAGCACAUAUGAUGCUAAAUCAAGUGAGAAUGCAGGGUUGUGUCUGGAUGCUGAAGUGGCCUUAGCAACUGGGCAGCUGCUUGCCCCUAGCAGUCAGCAGUCCAGCAGCGCAGCGUCCCGGGGGGAGACACCCUGCUCCUUCAACGAGGAAGAUGAAGAGGAUGAAGAUGAGGAUUCUUCCUCCCCAGAAUGAGGACAGUAGAAAAUGGAAUAUACAAAAUGCUGCUCAAAUAUUCUUAAUGGGAGUUCCUGUUUGGAUUUUACUGGUUUCUUGCCUUGGUUUGCACUGUGUUUGGUGAACCAAAAUGGAAGCUUCCAAACAAGUUUAUCCAUAGCUGAAAUUGAAGAAUUGUGUAACUGAACACAGAGUGACAUGUAGAGACAGAGGAAAGUGGGUUUUAUAAACUAUAAAUGAGGAAAAGAACAAAGGCCCUGGAGAUUUGGCAAAGUAAACCUUAAGAUCAUCUUUUCCAUUUUGGGACUCGAGUAUCUGUCUUCCCCUUGUCUUUUUCAGAUGGAGAAGAAAACAGUCAGUCAGUAAAAGCUGAUUCUUGUAUUGUCUUUUGGCUGUUCUGCCUUUAGAAAAAGGGGGAGAGAGCACACAAAUGUGCUAAAAUCAUUAUUUAAAACUAUCUUGUAUGAAAGUGGUUGUAGGGAAAAGGGGCUGUUAAAAUGUUUGCUUUUUUUCUGUUCAACUUGCUGUAUAGAAGAUUCUUAAAGUAAUAUAAAUUGCAAGUGAUUAAAUGAAUCUUGAAAUAGUUUAUAUCCAUUUUAGAUACUCUAAAAGUAACAAGAACCAUUAGUAUAAAAGGUUCAUAUGUUCAUUUAUAUUGCAGGCCUAAUUUAUUAUAAGUGAUUAUUCUUAGCCAUUAUUAAAACAGUCAGGAAAAAAAACAGUAUUCUCUGCACCAGCUUUUUUCAAGGAAAAUAAGAAAAAAAUUGUAUUUCUAGAUGACAGCGUAUUCAGUGUAGCUUCUCCUUUAUUGUUCUAACUUUAUAUAAUCCCUUUGAUAUUAGAGCAUGUCUUGUUUUUUUUAAAAAAGGCCUCCCUCUAUGUUAAGGAUCUCAGGCAGUGUGUUUUCAAGGCAGUCCUUUCAGAUUUGGGGUGGGCAGGUAACAUAACUUUUAAAGUCAUGGGCUGAGGUUCUUAGGAAAAAAAUAAGUAAUUUCAACAAUACAUCAUUUCAGAUUUUGCAUUCUGGUCAGCUUGGAUUCUGACAGACUUUCUUAUCAGUAAAUUCAGUUGCACUCACCUUGAUGCACCUUUGAAAGUUCAACCAUGUCAAACCAUGUAAAAUAGUCUGUGGCUCAAGGUACCCAGCACUUAUCCCAUGUGAGCUGUUAAACUCAGACUUGCAGCAGGAGGCUGUGUUUUCCAUAGCUAACAUCACAUCCAAUCAUAAAGACCUUUAAAAAACCCAAAACCUUGAAUAUCAAUGUAAAAUACACUGUAAAUGUACUCUUGCCAUGGUGUUCCAGUGUCCAGGACUUUGCCUAGCUCUAAGUUAACUGUUUUUCAUAAGGUCAAUCUUUCCAGUUUUCCCACUGUUGCAGGGGGCUGCCCCAUGUCUCAGCUGCCUGAGGCAGCUGUCCUGGCUCUGUUCUGCUCUGGGGGAUGGAUGGGGUUCCUUGUGCUGCUGCUCACUGAGCAAUGGCAGCAGCUACCCUGGGCUGCUGGCAGCAUCACUCUCACAGCCUGGCCUGUGUCCACAUCCUCUACAGCCAGACCUGCACUCACUCAGGCCAGCAAGAUCCAAAAGCACCGAGCCUGAGCUACAGAGAGAAAAUGAGGCCCCAGCUCAAGAGCUGCCUGGCUGUGUGCAGGAGUUAGCCCAGGGCUGGCUGCUCACUGGACAGGUAAAACUGUGAGGCACAGACAAGCACCACCCCCACGUUUCCAUUACAAACAGAAGCAUCCAGAUAGGAACUUCUCACAGACAGUUCAAACUCCUGCACCUGAGCAGUACCUGAGGGCAGCACCAGUACUAGGUAUGGCCCUUGACUGAGCUGUUUGGCACAAAUGAAUAGCAAAUGCACAAACUAAAAUGCCUGCUAUGGUACUCACCCUUGGGGCAAGACUGUUCAGCCCAUCCUGUGCUCGUGGCUCACAGGCAGCAGCAGACUGAGGGCUUUACAGCCCUCACUUCCACCGAAUCUGUAACACUACCUCCAUACCAGAAAAGCUUUCCAGAUACAAAAAAGUAUUCUUGCUGACAGAGUCAGUGCAUAGAGCCAAGUGGCUCACUUUUGAAAUGGAGGGAGAAGGGAACAGGUACUUCACACAUGCUACUAUGGAAUUGUCAGCUUCAUGACUGACAUUUCAUUUAAACAGAUCAUCACUUUCAUUCUUAAAAAACCCAUUGCUUUUUCAAAACUGCCCUGUCAGUAAGCUUCACUGGAAAGGACAUAUCAAAGGUAACUUAUAUAUGCAUGAGCCUAAGGAAUUCUUUACGAGGGAAAUAUCUUCCAGAGUAGUUAUGCCACCCUCUCCCCAACAAUACAUUAGGGACACAUUUAACUUUACACUUUCUUCACACUUCCCACUCAAGAUCAGUGUAAAAAGAAAAAACAGCAAAACACUAAACAGUUCCUAAAGAGCAGCACUUUGAACUAUAAGAACCUGGCAAAAAAAGGCUUCCAGGCCAGAAAUGGAAUGUAUUUUAUUAGCAGUCAGUCUGCUUUACAGGGGGAAGAUCUUCAGUGACGCCUUUCCUCCAUUGAGGUCUGUGCCUUUCAAAGCUGCAGCCUGCACAGCUGCUUGCUUUCUGGCAAACAUCAAACUAUCAAAGUUAAAGAUAAAAAAUAUGGGCGCACAUAACAUUUAUUUGACAGUUGAACCAAGCCUUCAAUAGUUAUUUUUCCUGGACUAGUUGAAUACAAAGGACAAAACAAGUUAGAACAUUUAGAAGAGACUUCAAAAGUAAAUUCUUUCUUUAGGCUUCUUUGUGCCAAAUACCAGUUGAGGAUGAAGUUCAACUGAAGCACUGCAGUCUUGUGGCCACACUAAAGUCUGAGAACCAGGAGAAUUUGGGACCUGAUCCAGCCACAGUCACCUGUGUAUGAUCUCAGGCAAACUUUUCAAUCAUUCCUGGUGAUCUUAGCUGCCAUAUUUAAAAAAGACACAAAAACCACAGACCAAAACAGGUAAAUGCAAGACCUCACCAAAGGCAGCUGCUGCAAUCGUGAGUCACAAGGGGCUUGAGAAUAUUAACAAACCACAGAGCUCUGACUGAGCUCAUGGCAGUGCUUAUGGCACAGCUGCUUCAACACACAGGCCGUCCCUCCUGCUGAGAGCCAGCAAACACUUUCCACAAUAAAAUGGUCAGGACCAAGCCUGGUGUUCCCAUUUUCUAUUCAGUUCCAUCAUCAUCUCCUGUCUCAUGCAAUACCCCUGACAUUCAUUGACAGGAAUCAAGCAGCAACUGGUACUAGGUCAUACUUCAUAUGAGAAAAAGUUAGCACUUAAAUUUUCAUUAUUAAAAUUUAUUUAAUUAUUCAAAUUUUCAUUAUCAAAUUUAUCUUAUAUUUAAGGUAAAUUUAAGUUAUGUUUCUGUGUCUUGGAACACUCUCUCUUGGUUAUACAUUCAGGAGGCACUUGACUGCAAGCAAUAUAAUGCUGUAUGUAAAUGCCUUUAUAGCUAUUGUGCACUAAACAACUUUAUUUCUGGACUAACUAUGUGGUGCUUGAAAAACCCAAAUUUGAUUUAGAAAAACUUGUCAGCUCCACUAUCUAGAUGAAAAACUAUGAGUGGGAGACAGCAUUUUUCCAUUAUGUGGAAAUAUAACAUAAUGUUUGUGGAUUUUGGUAUUUAAAAUUGUAUUAAAGUGCACCAGUCUUCUCAUUUCCACACUGGAAUUAAUGCCAACAAUCCACCUAAUCUCAGAAAGUGUGUGUCUCUAGCAAAUAAGACCAGUUCAACUGAAGGUAUGACUUAAACUAACACCAUAAACCCAGUAAAAGCCCUGCUGUAGGUGUUUCCAUUUUGGUUAAGGGGUUUUAAUUUUUAAACUACAGCUUGCAAAUACCCCUAAAUCCUUUUGAGUGGCUAGAAAUUGCUGAGGAUACAGAAUUCCCACAGAAGGGCUUCUCCUGAUCAACUCUGUCAGCCUGAAGUAACAUUAUGUAAAAAGGCCUAAUAAUCAAAUUUUAAUCCUUUUGUUUUUUUAAAGAAAAAUGAGGCCUUCAUGUUUGUACAUGAAAUGAUGCUUGAAUUUACAAUUCCACAGUUAAGGUUUAAAAUUUCAAGUGCUCUUUUUUAUGGCCAAAUCCACUAUUUUAAUUCGAGAGUAUGGCUGAAACUUAACCACAUUUGAACUCUGGGCAAUACUCCUUUGUGUAGUUAACUGGCCCUUUUCAGCUGAAAAUAAUCCAGGCAGUUGAUGGUAAAGACUUUCCCUUUAGUGAGUUAAAGAUGUUUGGGGUUUGGAUUCAUUUAAAAUCAAAGCCAGCACCACAGGGUAUGGUGGAGAGAAAACAAACCAAAGCAAGCUACCUUCCUGCCUGACCCACCUCAUUUGUAUCUUUUCAUUCCAGGAAUCUCUCAGGAACAUCAUUGUAUUAAAUAACCAGAUGUAAUGAGCUGGGGAAAGACUAUGUGUGCUUUUUUAAUUUGUGAUUUCAAAAAUUCUAGUAAUAGCCAUAUUUGGAGGUGACAUCCUUCUGCUGCAGUUGGGUCACUGGGGCUGAGGGUGUCUCAGGUGCCUCUUGCAGCAUUAGUGAUGAACAGGAGAGCGAGAAGCCAAGGGCCUGUUUAUGGAGGUUUGUUGUUUAAAAUGUGCCACUUCUUGAAUUCUGGCCUCUGUCUGCAAGCAGUGUACCAAUGAAUCAUUUGUGAUGUUGUGGACACCUACCUGAGCACAUGAAAAGCUCUAAAUAAUUCAUUUUCUGCUGGCAGGUGUUCACACAACCCAAUCCUGAUACCAUAAAACUUCAUGAAACUCAGUCCUUAGACUUAACAAAGUUCCCAAAUCAGAUUAUCUCUUUCCUGUCUGUUAGAAUUUUGUCUGGUGAGUAUUUUUAAGAGGCUGUGAGUAACUCUUCUCUCCCCAGUCCAGAUAUAUUGCCAAAAACUACCCAUAACCAAUGUUACUCCCAUUUGUUCAUUCCCUCUGCAAAGGAUUAUUGUUCUUGCAAGUCACUGCUGAGCUGUGUGUGCAGGAGCCCCCCAGCUCCUUCAGUCUGAGUGCCUGGGGGGCCAUCCACAGAUCCCUCCCCAGCUGGCACUGCCAGGGAGGGGAGGCAGUGCUCAUCACAGCAGCCUGCCAGGACCAGCUGAAAGGGCUGCUCACUGCAGCUGGAUAGUCACUCUCCACCUUUGAUACACCUACCCUGUCUGCCCACCCAGAGAUCAGACAAAAGCAAAAUGUUCUCUUUCCUGCUUCCAUAUUUUUGAGAGUACCAAAGAAUCCAACAUUUAGGAUAUCCAGCUCAACUGCAGGACACCAAAAAUCCUUGCUCAAAAUUGGUCAGAAGUAACAUCUGAGAUCUAACCAUCCAAAUCCCAGGGGAAAAGCCUCCUACUAGAACCAGCAUGGAGCAAAUAAAUAGUUCUGCAUUUAUCUAAGAAGAAAAGCAGACUGACCUGGGUCAGGUCAGUAUCUGUAACAGAGCCAUGAUAAUUCCAAGCAGACACAGGAACCUCCCAGUAGCCCAAACUUGCAUCUCUAAGAUUCUUAGUCCUCUGGAUUGGCUAGAAAAGUGCAGUCACUUAAAUCUGAUUUCUCUAAAUGCCAUUCUUAAGAACUUAACGUUCUCCAGGUAUGGGUACUUCAGAAAUAUGGACAGUGUGGCAUAGCAGGAUACAGCAAUGUCAAAUUUAAACCCAGUUGGAGCUGCAAAUCAAACUCAUCUAUGCAGAAACUUUCCAAUACAGAUUGAGUUGGUUUUAGCCCAUUUUCCUCUCCAUGGUGAGUGAAACACUGGUCCCUCACACUGCCUGGUUCCUGUGCUGCCCUUCCUGCUGACACUUUCAGGUCACAUACAACUAUUCUGAAUGGCCACAAAAGUUAAAAUUAUCAGAAAAGGUAAAGUCCACAAAACCAGUCUCCAGGCUUUUUGAUGGGUUUGUUAAAUUGCUAUUGUAACUUUAACAAUUAGUAGAUUUGGUCAUACUAAUGCAGGGAUUAAGUGGAUCUCCCAGAAUUUCCCCAGGAAAACACCAGCUGAAUCACAACCCAUCACACAAGUUUCUGAAACAUUCCCUUGUCCUAAAGGCCAGGCUGUAUACAUGAGAAAUGCUUCAGAGAAGCAAAUGCACAUGGUAUGACACUGUAUCUCACAGGCACCUACUGUACAAAGAAAUGAAUGCUACUUUGAACAAACCUGUAAGAAGUAGGAUGUGAGCCUGUCCUCAUUGCUCAGGCCCUGACUGCAAACCCUGCCCUGGCACCAAGGCACAAGCUUUGUGUUUGCAUAUCUUACUCAGCAUCAGGAGAACCUGGCCAGCAAGCACAGGCAGAGUUUUACACCAGGCCUUGCUUGCUGGCACCUGGGGAUGAUCUGGCAGUGGAUGAGCCCUUGGCAAGGAUUGUUGCUGAAUUCUGAACGCUGAUGUGCCGUCAGCCCAUGUUCUGAAGGUGCUACAACAUGCAGCAAGGGGUAGAAAAGGCAGGUCUGGCCCUCCUCCCUGCCCUUACAGUAGCACUUUUUAAUAUCCACUAUAUUCUACAUGGAAGUAAUUGUAGAGCACUUCCUUUUUAUAUUUAAAAUGCAGAAACCACUUGAAAGUCUAUUAACUUUUAAAUUAAACUUUUUUUUAAGAACAAGGCCAGUCAUGGACAAAGCUAUUUAAUGACCUCCAAUGCUGAUCUGAAAGCAGGGUUUUGUAAACAUGGUGGGUGGGAAGAGGCAAAUCCAAUUACAAGCAUGCUAAUUAUAUGGGAUUUGAAGUUUUAAUUAAUUUUUUAAAUCUAGUCAUCUUGCUCUCCCCAAGAUGUGUAUUGGCACAAAGGGUCACACAAACACUUUGGUGGAAACUUCUCCCUUUUCUUGUGCUAAGCUCUUGUAUCUUCAGGAAAGCCCAAGUUUCCCAUUCAUCUUCAUUUGCUGCAUAUUUUUGAAUUCUCCAUAGAUUUCUCUCUUUCCAAAUACCUAUAAAUUAUAAACUAAAGUUUUAUUUUUGCAGAAAGUCUGCUAUUAAGCUAUGCUGAUUUUUUGUCCUGAACAAAUAGUGUUAAUUUCCACUACCACAUUGUACGUGGCUAGGAGUAGUGUAAAAAAAUGUGGUAGUAUUUUAUGUGCUUUAAACACUGACAAAGAUAUAAAGAAAAGUGCAUAUACAAAGUUUUACUUUCCUAAUAGGAACACUGGCAUUAGCAAAUAGUAUAUUUGAACCAAUAGGAAAUAUUACUUUGUAGUAGCAAACACUUUGUAAAUAAAUACUUGUUAUUUUUUUAAUGGAAAUUUUAUAGAAGCUUUUUCUGUAUACUCAAUUGAUCCCAUGUUUACUGAAAAUGCUGCAAGUGGGAAUUGUACAUUGUAAAUGGGGGUGGGGAGCAGACAGUCUGGCUGAGGUGAAAGCUGUGUGAGCUUUGGAGAAGAACAACCAGUUUUCUGUGAACUGAAAUGUAAACCUUAACUGUAGAAGAACUGAAUAAAAGAAUUUCAAGGCAA
Agelaius phoeniceus (red-winged blackbird) is the source of this 8999-nucleotide messenger RNA. RefSeq names its product transcription factor Dp-2 (gene TFDP2). Gene Ontology annotation, biological process: regulation of transcription by RNA polymerase II; regulation of cell cycle. Gene Ontology annotation, cellular component: transcription regulator complex; nucleus. Gene Ontology annotation, molecular function: DNA-binding transcription factor activity, RNA polymerase II-specific; RNA polymerase II transcription regulatory region sequence-specific DNA binding. NCBI's taxonomy places the organism in Eukaryota, Metazoa, Chordata, Aves, Passeriformes, Icteridae. The record is from RefSeq and is a predicted model, not a curated record.